CGCGCCUUCCACCAGAUCUCCACUGUAUUUCGUCAACAAUCAAAACCCUCAGACGGAGGCGCCGCCGUCACCGCAUUUAAACCCUAGCGAUUUAGAGAGAGAGAGAGAAGAGAGCGACGGAGAAGGUUUCUCCAUCACUUUCGCCUUGAUCUCUUUCGAACCGUUUCAAACCUAGUAAACAAUCCAGACUUCAAAGGGGAGCGAUUGCUUGUUAAACAAGAUUUGAACUUGAGUUAUUGAUUUUAAAGGGUGAUGACGAGGUUUCAUGUCAACGGGAAAGUAGUUGAUACUGUUGAUUUGCUGAGGAAGAGGCACUGGCCUUGGCGAUUGGAUUCAUGGCCAUUUGCCAUACUUUAUGCUACAUGGAUGAUCGUGAUUAUACCCAGUUUAGAUUUCCUUGACGCAUUUAUAGUUCUUGGUGGUUUGUUAGCUGUCCACAUAUUGGUGUUCCUCUUUACAGUAUGGUCGGUGGAUUUUAAAUGUUUCGUUCAGUUUUCGAAGGUUAAAGAUAUUCAUCAUGCAAAUGCAUGCAAAAUCACUCCAGCCAGGUUUUGUGGAUCUAAAGAAGUAGUACCACUACAUUUCCGAAAGUUGGCAGGCUCUUCGACAGAGGAGAUAUAUUUUGAUUUUCGAAAGCAGUGUUUCAUCUAUUCAAAUGAGAAAAAAACUUUCUGUAAGCUUCCUUACCCAUCCAAGGAAACUUUUGGCUACUAUCUCAAAAGUACUGGACAUGGUACUGAAGCAAAAGUUCAAGUUGCUGCUGAGAAGUGGGGACGCAAUGUAUUUGAAUAUCCACAGCCAACAUUCCAGAAAUUGAUGAAAGAGCACUGCAUGGAGCCCUUCUUUGUAUUUCAGGUCUUCUGUGUGGGACUUUGGUGUCUGGAUGCAUAUUGGUAUUAUAGUCUGUUCACCCUAUUUAUGCUGUUUAUGUUUGAGUCAACAAUGGCCAAAAGUCGGUUGAAGACUUUGUCAGAGCUUAGACGUGUCAGAGUAGAUUCCCAGAUGAUAAUGGCGUACCGUUGUGGGAAGUGGACAAAGAUAUCAGGGACGGAUCUUUUGCCUGGAGACGUUGUGUCUGUUGGUCGUGCUGCUGGUCAUGAUGGAGAGGAAAAGUCUGUCCCUGCAGACAUGCUUAUUCUUGCAGGGACUGCUAUCGUGAACGAGGCAAUCCUCACUGGCGAGUCUACCCCCCAAUGGAAGGUUUCAAUCAUGGGCAGAGGACCAGAAGAGCAAUUGUCUUCCAAAAGAGAUAAAACCCAUGUUCUUUUUGGCGGCACAAAGAUAUUGCAGCACACUCCUGAUAAGACCUUUCAUAUGAAAACUCCGGAUGGUGGCUGUUUAGCAAUUGUUUUACGAACUGGAUUUGAGACGACCCAAGGGAAACUGAUGCGAACUAUUUUGUUCUCAACGGAGAGGGUUACUGCUAACAGCUGGGAGAGUGGACUCUUUAUUUUGUUUCUAGUUGUGUUUGCAAUCAUAGCAGCCGGUUACGUACUUAAAAAGGGGCUUGAGGACCCAAACAGGAGUAGAUACAAGCUUCUCCUGAGCUGUUCCUUAAUUAUAACUUCUGUGAUCCCCCCUGAGUUGCCAAUGGAGUUGUCGAUAGCUGUUAAUACAUCUUUGAUUGCACUAGCACGGCGUGGUAUAUUCUGUACAGAACCUUUUCGUAUACCAUUUGCUGGGAAGGUUGAUAUAUGUUGUUUCGACAAGACAGGAACAUUGACAUCUGAUGACAUGGAGUUUUCUGGAGUCGGUGGGUUGAGUGAUAAUGUAGAUUUAGAAACAGAGACUAAAAAAGUGCCAACUCGCACUUUGGAAAUUCUUGCUUCCUGCCAUGCCCUGGUUUUUGUGGACAACAAGCUGGUUGGUGAUCCUCUUGAGAAGGCUGCAAUCAAGGGGAUAGAGUGGACUUAUAGAUCUGAUGAGAAGGCCAUGCCUAAGAAGGGAGGUGGCAGUACUGUCCAAAUCGUUCAGAGACAUCACUUUGCAUCCCACUUGAAAAGAAUGGCCGUUGUUGUUCGUACAGAGGAGCAAUUUUUUGCUUUUGUGAAGGGAGCACCAGAGACCAUCCAAGAAAGACUAAAUGAUGUACCAGCGUUUUAUAUAAGCACCUACAAGAGGUACACACGUCAAGGAUCUCGUGUCCUGGCUUUAGCAUUUAAGCCUCUUCCUGAUAUGACGGUGAGUGAAGCUAGAAACUUGGACAGGGAAGUAGUGGAAAGCGGGCUUACUUUUGCUGGUUUUGCGGUAUUUAAUUGCCCUAUCAGAGGAGAUUCUGCUACGGUCUUGUCUGAAUUGAAAAAAUCAUCGCAUGACUUGGUUAUGAUUACCGGUGAUCAAGCAUUGACGGCUUGUCAUGUUGCUCGUCAAGUUCAUAUAAUCUCGAAACCAUCAUUAAUACUUGCGCCAAUGAAGAACAAAGAAAGAUACGAAUGGGUUUCACCAGAUGAAACGGAGACCGUUAGCUACAGCGAGGAAGAGGUUGAGGCUUUAGCGGAGGAUCAUGACCUCUGUAUCGGAGGCGACUGCUUCGAAAUGUUGCUGCAAACCUCUGCUGUUGUCAAAGUGAUUCCAUAUGUUAAGGUAUUUGCAAGGGUGGCUCCAGAGCAAAAAGAAUUGAUAAUGACCACUUUUAAGUCAUCCGGAAGGAUCACUUUGAUGUGUGGUGAUGGCACUAAUGACGUAGGAGCUUUGAAGCAGGCUCAUGUAGGAGUGGCUUUACUGAAUGCAAUACCUCCUCCGAGUACCAGCGACAAGCCCUCAUCAGAAACUAAACCUGCUAAGCCGAAGAAACCCAAGUCCGUUGCGGAAUCAAGUUCCGCCAGCAACCCCCCUGCCACCAGUAACCGCCAUCUGACACCAGCAGAGAUUCAAAGGCAGAAGCUAAAGAAGCUCAUGGAUGAAUUAAAUGAAGGAGAUGAUGGUCGGUCAGCUCCAAUAGUCAAACUCGGCGAUGCGUCAAUGGCGUCCCCAUUCACCGCCAAACAUGCGUCGGUCUCCCCGACCACCGACAUCAUCCGCCAGGGCCGUAGCACUCUGGUGACCACCUUGCAAAUGUUCAAGAUUCUCGGACUCAACUGCCUUGCCACCGCCUAUGUUCUGAGUGUGAUGUAUUUGGACGGUGUUAAGCUCGGUGACGUUCAGGCCACCAUUAGCGGCAUCUUCACCGCUGCUUUCUUCCUCUUCAUCUCCCACGCCCGCCCAAUGCCGACACUCUCUGCCGAACGGCCCCACCCUAACGUCUUCUGUUUCUACGUCUUCCUCUCUCUACUCGGCCAGUUUGCUCUUCACAUCCUUUUUUUGAUCUCCUCCGUGAAAGCCGCCGAAAAACACAUGCCCGACGAAUGCAUCGAGCCGGACUCCGAAUUCGAGAGCAAUUUGGUCAACACCGUCUCAUACAUGGUCAGCAUGAUGAUCCAAGUCGCUACGUUUGCUGUCAACUACAUGGGUCACCCGUUUAACCAAAGUAUAUCCGAAAACAAGCCGUUUAAGAUUGCGCUUUUCGGCGCGGUCGUGUUCUUCACCGUCAUCACUUCCGAUCUGUUUCGGGAUUUGAACGAUUGGUUGAAGCUCGUCCCAUUACCAAGGGAACUGCGAGAUAAGCUUCUGAUCUGGGCGGCGUUGAUGUUCGUCGGAUGCUAUACGUGGGAACGAUUCUUGCGGUGGGCGUUUCCAGGGAAAAUGCCGACGAUCAAGAAGUCCAAAUCGAUCGAUGGCAAGAAGAAAAAGUCUCAAUGAGGUAUUAGGUUUUGAGUUCUGUAUGGAUAUGAGAACGAAGGCGACUUUUGGUUCCCCAUUUUUGCCUUGGAUUAGUUGCUUGAUUUGAUUAUGUACCAAGGAAUAGAAAGUUAAUUAUCGUUUAAUUUUCAGUUUUUUUUUAACAAAUGACGUUAGUGUUAAGAUUAUGGUUUUUUAUUGGUUAAUUAAUGUUACGGGCAGUUUAACAAAC
This is a messenger RNA of Cynara cardunculus var. scolymus (artichoke), 3949 nucleotides long. Its product is annotated as probable manganese-transporting ATPase PDR2. The coding region runs from base 253 to 3738 and encodes 1161 amino acids. Gene Ontology annotation, biological process: intracellular calcium ion homeostasis. The transcript is spliced from 22 exons. NCBI's taxonomy places the organism in Eukaryota, Viridiplantae, Streptophyta, Magnoliopsida, Asterales, Asteraceae. Gene Ontology annotation, molecular function: P-type ion transporter activity; ATP binding; ATP hydrolysis activity. The record is from RefSeq and is a predicted model, not a curated record. Gene Ontology annotation, cellular component: endoplasmic reticulum membrane.